UUGACAUCUUGCAACACAAUCGCCACUUGCUAGAAUGACUCUUGCAGAAUGCAACGUGACCAUAGCACCAACUCACGAUACUCUACGCACAUCCUCUUAUCUACUCACUACCAAUUACCACUGGGAUCGCUUGUCACUCAUUCUGCCUCAGUUCUAGUAGCGGUGACGCAUGCAAGCCUCAGUCGUUUACACUCUUUCUCCCCGGCGUGUAGGACCGCAGCUAACAAUUAUCUCCGUGUGCAUUUCAUUCUCAGCAAUAGCCUAGCCUCCCCGGCGUAUACGACCCAUCUGCUGUCCUUAACAUCAAUCAAUUCAUUCACGGAUGUAGAAGACUCGAAACAACUUCAGAAGUAAUCACGACGAAAAUUUUAACAAAAUUACGCAAUAACAACAAGAUACGAAAACAACAAGUAAACACAAUGAAUCCAAAAAACACCAAUUGAUAUGACACACCACACGUAUACACAAACAGUACACACAAACUCGCGGAUCAUGUCUUGAUAGAAUUCCCUUGAAGAAUCGCAGGACUUACACCAAUACGCCUACAACCCUUCUCAGGU
This is a messenger RNA of Trichobilharzia regenti, 560 nucleotides long. NCBI's taxonomy places the organism in Eukaryota, Metazoa, Platyhelminthes, Trematoda, Strigeidida, Schistosomatidae. The record is from the annotation of a GenBank genome assembly.